Aspergillus tubingensis is the source of this 1119-nucleotide messenger RNA. RefSeq lists its product as uncharacterized. NCBI's taxonomy places the organism in Eukaryota, Fungi, Ascomycota, Eurotiomycetes, Eurotiales, Aspergillaceae. The record is from RefSeq and is a predicted model, not a curated record. The coding region runs from base 1 to 1119 and encodes 372 amino acids. The transcript has 3 exons.
AUGUUUACCAGCUUUUCGGAUGAGCCGAGUUUACGGGCGGAGAGUAUACCUCUCCAAGGCCGACUAGCAGCGGAAUUGCGUGACUGUCCACGCGAUGUUUCGUCAUGUGAGUGUGCGUCUUGGGAUGUGUGGGUGAGGAGGGAGUCGAUGAAAAGGGCGAUUCUGAACAUCAUUUGUUUUCUUGGGAUAAUGAACGUGUCUCACUUGUCAUCGACCAUGUUUCUGCCACCCAGUUUUGAUAUUGAGCUUCCGUACUCAGAGGACCUCUGGACCUGCAACAGCGGGGAGGAGUGGGGACGGCUCUUCAGUACAACACCACGACCGCAGUCUUUUACGGUUGCCUUCCACAACCUAACCUCACUGUCCGGGUCCAUCCAGCAAAAUGACUCCGGCCUGACCCACCUUGUUUUGAUGAUUGCCCUACAUAGCCAUGCUAAAUCUUGCAGAACUCUUGCAGCCUCGCUCCCGGAAUCUCUCAGCCAGGAGAUGAUCGAGACAAGCGUAUCCUCUCUAAACCACUGGCUGCUGUGUUUUGCGGAGUCUGGAAUCUUGCGUCCUCGGCAGCACGCGUGUGCGGACUGUUCCCUCGCUGCGUCGGCGUUGAUCUUGUGGAAAAAUACUAUGAUUCAACUAUGCGCUGAUCCAGCAUCAGUUAUGGAUGUUCAGAAUGCUGUCUUAGCGCUGUCUAUGGGCCAUGAAGCAGUUCCGCAACUGAACCCUGCUUACAAGCCAUACAGCGUCGCGCCAGCAAUGAGCCACGCCGUUUCGUUUAUUCAGGGACCCAUUGUCCGUGGCGUUCAAUUUCUACAGGCAACCUCUUGUGCCAGCAUCAAUAUAUAUAACGGCUUGCUGGGAUUUCACGGUAUUGUUCUACUCGUGAGAUGGUUAUCCAGUCUGGAAGCCCCCGAUGAGCAAAUAAACGACCAGGCCUUGCACCCUGACGAGUGGGCGUUGCUCCAAGAUAUUCGGGUACUGGUCACUGAGUCAGAUCUACCCUCGCUAGAAAGUCUCCCACUGAGCGCCGCCUGUGCCCGGAUUUGGGCGGAAACCCUGCAUUCUGACCGUCAAAUCUGGGGAGUAAGGAAGAUUUUGCACGCGUAUCUUCAGAAGUUAAUAUAG